CAGAUCCCGUUGCACAGAGUAGGACUGAAACUUUUUAAAAGGCAACUUUUUACACACAGCAGGACUGAAAUUUCUUCUUUGCGUAACAAAGGCAAAGAAGAAACUUUUUCAACAGUAUUUCUCUGUUCUUUGGAAGACAUGAUUUUAAAUACUACUGUAUCAAACAGCAUAAACAGCACACAUGAACCCCAAGGGUGUGCUGUUAAUAACAAUGAUCUGUAUAAGUUCUACGCAGCUGUGAUGAUUGUGAUUUUUAUCUUGGCUUUGCCUCUGAACAUGUCGGUCCUCCACCUCUUCAUAUUCAAGCUCAAGUUCUGGAAAUCCAACAGCAACAACAUUUUUCUCUUCAACCUGGUGCUGGCAGACAUUCUGCUGCUGAUCUGUUUGCCAAUCAAGGCUCAUAACUUCAUUAAUGGAAAUAGGAGGAACCGGAUUGACCCCAUCUGCAAAACGAUGCUGUUUAUGCUGUUUUUAAAUCGUGGCGCCAGCAUCGCCUUCCUAACUGUGACCUCGAUAGAUCGCUAUUACAACGUGGUGCACCCAGGCAGGAAAAACCUCAUGAAGGCUCUGAAGAAAUCUCCCUACAUCUCGAUCUUCAUCUGGGUGUUGCUUCUGCCUCUCACCAUUCCCACCAUGAUGAAGGACUUUGAAUGCUGCAACAGCCUGGACAACGAUAAAAAUAUGAGGGAAAAUAAGACUUGGUGGGAGUCUGCAGACAUAGCCAGAGAGGUGGUUUUCUUCACCCAGAUCAUCAUCCCCUUCAUCAUCCUGGUCUACUGCACCGUUCGCAUCAUCAAUCGAUUGAAGAAGAAAACUGUUGGAGAUAAGACGAAGCUAAAGAGAGCGGUCCUCCUCGUGACCACCGUCAUGGUUGUUUUCUCCUUCUGUUUUCUGCCGUGCACCAUCGCCAGGAUGGUGCUGCUGAUCUUUAGGGUCAAUCCAGAGCUGGAAAAGUAUGAGAAAACUGCAGAAGUGGUAUUUGAUGGCCUCAUGGUCCUCUCGUUCCUGGACUGUCUGCUGGAUCCGCUGGUUUACUGCUUCUGUAGCACCAAGUUUAAAGCACUUUAUGUCUCCAAUUACUUAUCUUUUUGCAUAAAAGGAACCCCGAAGCCAAUCAACAGUUCAACGGAAAACACAACACAACCACCGCGCAACAAAGUCAUUUAAAAACAGUGACUUCAAUUUCUGCUGGAUGUUUAUGAGCCGAUAGUUGCUGUGCAACAACCAGACUGCCUCAGAUAUGAGUCCCAAGAGAGGCUUUACCUUAAAUCAUGCUAUGAAGAUAAAAAAAUUUAAGGAAUAUUUGAAUUAAUUUUAUAUCUUAGAUGUAAGAAGUGCUAAUGUGGUUGUAAUUCUAGAUUUAAAGCUUCCACUGAUGUUGACUUACAAAGUUCAGUAAGAUUUUUUUAUUCUUUUUAUGUUGUGUUAAGAAAGCUGUUGCCAGAACGUUUUCAAGGGAGAAGCGAGAAAAGUAUGCACAUCUGUUUUUCUUUUUUUCUUGGACUGUGAGAUGAGUUACAAAACUCCUUCCUGCUAGAGGAAUCAUCUGUUCAAAUCUGUAGCAGAAAAUAUUGAGGGAAUAUUUUUAUUCUGAAAAUCUAAAUGCAAGGGUGCUUUGAGUAGCAAACCAUACUUAUGCAAAGUGGGUGUAGCGACUGUUUUAGUAGCUGAAGAAAAGUAACUUUGUAAUCCAAGUUAAGUUUGUUAUUUACCUGUCUUUCUGACAUUUACAUUCGUCUUUGUGAGAUUUGAAGGUUAUUUUGUGUCAUUUGCUGGAAUCUGCUUUAUUUUUUUUCAGAUUUUAACAUAAGCACAAAUAGAAACUUCCCUGAUUUACAUCAGAAGUAAUGACUCUUCCUUCUUACCUAGAAAGGUGACAAAUCCACCUGAGCCCACCUGAAUGAACUCCAUCAUUUUAAUGACAUAGUUUUGGUAAUACAGGUAAGAAAGGAUGAGUAAAUUGCUCUGUGUAUAUUUAAAAAUAUAGACUAAAACUCCUAGAUAAUCUGUAAUCUGCUGCGUCUGACAUCCAUGAGUCACAGCCUUUAUGGAAUAUUACCCAACUGUCUUCCCAGGAUAAACUUUCAACCUCCAUGGCGAAACAUGAAUCAACCAGCAACGGUUUUAAUUACCUAAAUGUCACAGCUGCACUCUUAGAGUGGGGAACUAUAAAAAGAGUAAAUAUUGACUAAGAAUUGGACAGUUUCUCAUAACAGUUUAUGUGAUACUAUUCCAAGGUUUACUAGCACAUAAAAUGACAACAUCCUUGGAGGCAAGUCUCAUUUAUUUGCUCACUUCUCUCAAAUUUCACCUCUUUACUGUGAUAAUAAUGUGUUUUUUUGUAAGAAUAUGUCUUUAUGUGUCUAAAAUAAACUGUUAAAUGUAUUCUGGGUUGAGUCUGUAGUGAAAACUAAUCCCAUGUCACCAUAUUGCCACCACUGUGUUUGACUGCAGUAUAUUUCCCUGUUUUUGGACCAAACAAACCUUUAGCAACUGUGGCCUGAAAGGUAAAUGUUGUGCUUUCUCAGCGUAAUCUGUCAUUGUUUUUAUCACAUCGUAAAAUGAACAGUAAAUGUCUUCUGCACUGAUAUGUGACAAACACUUGGACGUCAUGCACCCAAAAAUUACUUCUGUUUACAAGAGGCAUUGUGUAAAUACUUCUGUGCUGUAAAUAAAAGGUGUAGGGUGUGAUUUUUGUAAUAUAUUGUUGUUAUAUUUAAUUUCUACCCUCCUUUAUGCAAACA
Poeciliopsis prolifica (blackstripe livebearer) is the source of this 2744-nucleotide messenger RNA. RefSeq names its product G protein-coupled receptor 31 (gene gpr31). The record is from RefSeq and is a predicted model, not a curated record. The coding region runs from base 139 to 1167 and encodes 342 amino acids. The transcript is spliced from 3 exons. Gene Ontology annotation, molecular function: G protein-coupled receptor activity. Gene Ontology annotation, biological process: G protein-coupled receptor signaling pathway. Gene Ontology annotation, cellular component: membrane. NCBI's taxonomy places the organism in Eukaryota, Metazoa, Chordata, Actinopteri, Cyprinodontiformes, Poeciliidae.